AUGGAAGAAUUUUCGAGGACAGAGGUACGCCUGCACGAUGUGAAGCGCAAGCCUCGAGGACGAGGACACAGGGUUUCGCAUCACGGUCACUGACGCGAUCGACAGUCACGUGGCGUCACAUGUCACGAGUUCAGACUGAGUUUCCGCCCGUUGUUGGAUCGAGGCUUCACAAGUCGACCACCUAAGUGCUUUCUCCAUUCCAUCUCCAGGCCAUGGAUGGCCCCGCGCCUCAGGAGGAGGACUUUACCUCUAUUCCAAUUGCCGAAAGACUAACACACAAGAAUUGGAAAGCAAGGGUUAGCGCGUAUGAAUCUCUCAUCAAGUCUUUCCAGUCAUCAGCCUCGGAUUCGGAUCCUGUCUUCAAGCCAUACACUAAUAACCCGGAUCUGCUCAAGAAGAUUGCAACGGACUCGAACGCAGUUGCUCAGGAGAAAGGGGUUGAGUGCCUCGUGGCGUUCGUCAAGUUUUCCGGAGAGAAUUCUGCGAGGACUAGAGAAGCUGUGGUUCCUGCGUUGGUUGAGAAGUGCUUUGGUUCUACAAGAGCAGGGACGAAGAAUCAAGCAAUUGAGCUUGCACUGCAGUACGUUGAGGUACAGAACGGUGCUGCAGGUGUCAUCGACGACAUAUUGCCGGGCUUAAGUGCCAAGCAACCCAAGACAGUAGCAGGAUGUGUCGCUGCGUUGAAGGAGAUUGUCCGAUUGUUUGGAGUAUCAGCUACGCCUCCGGCGCCCAUACUGAAGGUCCUUCCCAAGAUAUUCGCACACACGGAUAAGACAGUUCGUUCUGAAGGCACACAAUUGGUUCACACUUUGUAUCAAUACAUCGGUCCGGGCAUAGAAUCAUGGUUAGCCGACUUGAAACCUGUUCAAGUCAAGGAAUUGAAGGAAGCCUUCGAAUCCAUGGAAAAGGAAGGUCGAGGGAAAGGAAGCUUAAAACCUGAACGGCUCACGCGAGCGGCUGCAAGAGAGGCCGAAGCAAGGGAAGCUGCUGGGGGUGACGACGAAGACGAGGAAGCGGCUGAAGAGGACGCAGCCCCUCCAGAUCCUCGGUCAUUUGCUGAGGAAGUUAACAUCGUCCCGAAAUUGCCUUCAAACUUGCAUGCUUCACUACGCUCUUCUAAAUGGAAGGAACGCAAGGAGGCGCUUGACGAGCUCUUGACCUUACUCAACGCUACUCCAAGAAUACAGGAAGCUUCUGAACUUGGCGACUUGGCCAAAUCUCUGGCUACUUGCAUGCACAAGGAUGCGAACAUCAACUGCGUGACGACAGCGGCGAGCUGCAUGGAGGCUCUCGCAAAAGGCAUGAUGAGUUCCUUCGCCCGCUAUAGGGAAAGUGUUGUACCUCCCAUGUUGGAGCGAUUGAAAGAACGAAAAGCAUCUGUGACAGAUACCAUCGGCGGCGCUUUGGAUGCCGUGUUUGCUUCCACAACGUUAGCGGAUAUUUUGCCUGAUAUUCUGCCAGCAUUGGGUUCAAAAAAUCCUCAAAUCAAGGAAGGCACGCUCAAGUUCCUUGGGCGAUGUUUGGCCACAGCUACUACCCCCAUUGCUCCGCCACAAGUCAAACUGGUCUCCGAAACGCUCGUAUCUCUCCUUGAGGAUUCCUUUGAGGGCGCCAGGAACGAGGCAGCCACAUGUCUUGGUACUUUGAUGAAGAUGGUGGGCGAAAGGCCUCUAAAUCCCGUGAUGGAUAGUUUGGCGGAUGUGCGUAAGGCUAAAGUGAAGGAGGCGUACGAAAAGGCUACGGUGAAGUGUAAAGCUGGUAGUGGUGCCCCGUCGAAACCCCCUGCUGCUCCCAAGGAACCACCUAAGAAGAAAGCGCCCGCGGCCAAGAAGGAUGAACCAUCUGUACCAGAUGAUGUACUUGCGCCCACCGAGAACAAGCCGCCAAAGAAAGUACCCGCUAGACUUCUGGGAAAGAGAGCACCAGCGGCAUCUUCUGGCGCAGACGAAAGUAAACCGCCUGCUACAUCAGCCCCCGCACCAAAGAAACCGAUACCUGCUGCUGCUGCUUCGAAGCCCUCGAAAGGUGGAGCAGCCCCCGCACCUGGAGCUCUUGAUACCUUCAAGUACAAGCAUACCCCAGAAGAUGCCGAAGCUUUGGCUGCUGACAUGAUACCUACAAAUUUUGCCGCUGGUCUUGGCGACUCGAAUUGGAAGACUAGAUUGGCUACCUUAGAAGAAAUGACAACUUGGGCGGAAGAGUCCGCUUCCGAGCUGGAUUCCGAAGUCGUCGUUCGAUUUUUGGGUAAGAAGGGCUGGAGCGAGAAGAAUUUUCAGGUUUCUGCCAAAUUGUAUGGAAUUCUUGGGAUACUUGCUGAGCAAUGCCCAUCGUUCGGACGCUCGUCUGUCGCACUUUGUAUUCCUCAUCUAAGUGAGAAGCUGGGAGACAUGAAGCUGAAGAAGCCUGCUGGUGAAACGCUCCUCUUAUUCGCAGAGAAGACUUCCCUGCAAUUUGUCUUGGGACAUGCAUAUGACCCAUUAUCGAAACAGAAAGCUCCGAAGGUUCUCGCAGAUGCUUUGACGUGGAUUAAUCAAGCGCUGGGUGAAUUUGGCAUUGCAGGCUUAUCGUUACGAAGUCUUAUUGAGUUCCUGAAGACGGCGCUACAAAAUUCAAAUGCUGCAGUACGUACUAGCGCGACGAAAACAUUGGUGACCGUAAAGCUUUUCGCUGGACCAAGCGUCAAGGAUCUCCUUGAAGGCUUGAACCCGCAGCUGUUGAAUACCAUCGUAAGCGAGUUCGACAAAGCUGAGGGUACUCUCGCUCCAGAACCGACUAGGACAUCUGCUGAUGUUGCAAGCAUGGCGACAACCAGCGUUGGGUCAGGCAAAGCCGCAGUCUCUGGUGGAGAUGCCUUGGAUGACCUGUUCCCUCGUGUGGAGAUCGACGGGCUUCUGAAAGGGACGACCAUUCUUGCAGAUGCUAAGAGCGAUGCUUGGAAGACGAAGAAAGAAGCUCUGGAAACUUUGCAAGCCAUUCUUGAUCAGGGUCCCAACAAACGUCUUAAACCAAAUAUGGGUGAAAUUGGUCAAGUCCUCAAAGCCCGAGUCACAGACAGUAAUAAGGCUGUCCAGUCUUUAGCCUUGGACAUAGUAGCUCGGAUUGCUGCUGGUAUGGGCAAACCUUUUGAAAAGCAAACGCGUUUCUUUGUGCUCCCUGUGGCUACUGUGCUUUCCGAUCAGAAAGCACCAAUACGUGCCACUGCUCUUCAGACCCUCACGGCUAUCGCCACAGCUUGCGAAAGCUUGGAUUCCAUGGUGAACGGCAUUGGAACUGCCUUGGAGUCAUCAAAUCCAUUACAGAAGGCUUCCCUGCUUAAUUGGAUCGCGGAUUGGUUCAAAACACACGAGCCUACUCCCGGCCUGGAUCUCGGCAGCUGGGCGGGACCAAUAGUAUCUUCCCUAGACGAUCGUAACAGUGAUGUCAGGAAAGGAGCUCAAGCAGUCCUCCCGCCACUUGUGGCUUGCGCCGGUUAUGAUCAGGUCCUGCAUCAAACUAAUUCUUUGAAACCUGCAUCCAGGUCGACAGCAGUCCCGUUGAUACAGGCUGCUCGCGGUGCUGCAUCGGCUGCACCAACAGCAGCACCCGUUGCAAAGGCGCCUGCUAUUGCCAAAGCCGCACCUGCCAAACCGUCGUCCGUCAGUCCUCCACCUGAAGAGGAGCCAACAUCGCCGACAACACCUGCACCCGCUAAGCCUUCUUUAGCUAGUAAACUGGGUGUGCGCCGAAAGUUGCCACAGGGCAACACAUCAAGCCGUCCAGAAUCCCGCGCAGAGACACCAGUUGAAGCUUCUUCCAAACUUCCGAGCAAGCUUGGUGGUCUGAAACGGCCGGGUGUUUCCGUAGCCGCACCUGCGAAAGUAGCUGCUCCUCCAGCAGCCUCUUCGGAAUCCGCACCUUUCACAGGAAGGAACGUAGACGCGAAGAAGAAUCGUCUGGCUAGAGAUGCAACGAAGUGGGUCAACGAGGCGGGGCCGACCAGAAAGGACCUCGCAGAACUGUUGCACCAUCAAAUGGAACCAUAUGCGUCGAAGGACCUCUUGAACCUUCUGUUCAGUCAUGAUCACAGUGCCGUCAAUGACCAUGUGUCAGGUCUAAAUAUUCUCCACGAUUUCUACUCUGCACUUCAAGCUGGUGACGAUAAAUAUGGACCCUCCCUCGACGAUCUGCGCCUUAUUGGCAUUGCCAAUUCAGAUUUGGCCUUCAAGUAUGUCUCGAUGAAGGCUCAUGAACCCCAAUCAAAUCUAGUCCAGAAAUGCCUUGAGGUUGUUGAAUCUGUGCUAGGAUUCCUGCAGAGUGUUGAUUAUCAACUGUCUGACGCUGAGGCUCUUUGUUUUGUUCCGACCAUGGUCUACAAGCUCGGCGACGCUCGUGAACCUGUGCGGGUGCGGGUGCAACACAUUAUUCAGACUCUGCCGAAGGUGUAUGGCUACAGCCGAAUUUCACAAUUACUGUUGGAUCAUGGCCUGAAGUCAAAAGUCGCGAAGACGCGCCAAGGUACACUGGACGAAAUUGGGGGAUUACUAAAGAAAUUUGGUAUCGGAGCUUGUGAACCUGCGAAGGCUUUCCCUGCAGUAGCAUCCACAAUAUCAGACAAAGAUCCUGCUGUGCGCAAAUCGGCCCUAGCGGCAUUGAGCGAGGGUUAUGUUCUUGUCGGGGAGAAAAUCUGGUCUUUGGUGGGCCACUUGUCGCCAAAGGAUAAGACGCAAUUGGAGGAGCGGCUGCGUCGAGUAGCAGGCCCUAGUAGCCCCGACCGUGGGGAAACACCCGCACCUCCAUCGCAAGUCACCCGAUUGAUGACAGGUAUACCCCGCUCUGGAUCGCCUGUACCGGGUCCUGCAUCUCGUAUUGGCGGCAUCCCACGAUCCUCCAGUCCGGCUCUCGCAGCGCCUUCACGUCUUGCUCGACCCAAUUCUCCGUCUGGCAGAUCAAGUUCACCCGUUCCGUCUGGUAUCGCACGCUCCGCAUCUCCUGCACGCAUGACCCGUGGUUCUGCCUCUCAUCUGCCUGCCCCCACAUCACCAACUGCAAUCGGCCGACCUAAAGUAUUAGGUCCUUCUCGUUUAGGCGUCCCACGCAGUCGCCCCAACAAUACACAAUCUCACGCACCGAAGCGACCAUCUCAAGAGGAAUUAUAUUCGUCGGCGAAUGGUUUGGUGCAUGAACCGCCUCCUCCUGAGGAUGACAUUCCAAUGAACCGACUUCAAAACGGAUCUACUGAUGAUAUUACUGUGACGAUCUCCAGUAUUCUAAGCAAUGACCCCUCACGAAGCGUUGAUGCUCUGAAGAAGAUACAGAAGGUGCUGGAAGUUGGACCAGAGGAAGGGAUAUCAUCUCCAGCAUACAGGGAAUUGUCUGAGCAUACCGAAGGCCUGAUCGAGACAAUCACCUUACAGAUGGCACACGUUUUUGAGCGGCCGGAUGACAUUGUCAUACCGGAGAACUUCCGUCUCGCCAAACAUCUUAUCCAGACACUCAAUGCUUUUUGUGAUCACGUUAUCUUAGCAGAGUCCUUGACAGUGGAUAUUCUGACUUCACUCUUGGAAGAGUUGACGUUGCGCCUUCUCCAGACAGAUAAUAGCCCAGACAGUAGGGUGAAGGAUCUUUCUCGCUUUAUCAACAUGAUAAUCCUUCGACUGUUUGCUACUGGCCGAAGGAUGUCUGUCUUCCGUGGACUGUUUGCCCUGCUGCUGCAGAUUGUGAAGCCAUUCCCAAGUAAUGGCACCUCCGCAGAGUCGCAAGAGGCCAAGGUCGCAGAGUUAGUUCUCAAGUGUGUAUGGAAACUUGCCCGAAAUAUUCCCCAAGAUUUGGAGAAACAGGUUCUGGAUCCGGUGGAGUUGUUCCCUGCUAUAGAGCAUUUCCUACAAUCAAUUCCGCCUAAUGAAUGGAGAGCUCGGGCAACGAACAAGGUGCCUUGCGGCGACAUGCCCUUGCGCACCAUAAAGGUGAUCAUUCAACACGUCGUGGCACACUACGGUGACGACGUCUACGAUCUGCUAUCUGCAUCUUUCGACGAUCCUUCAGCUACUAUCGUGUAUCCAUAUGUCUACCGUAUCCUGAACUCUUCGACACGAACAGCUGCCGACGUACCAGUACGAAUCAACGGUUUAGCGCGACAGAUUUCGCCCACGGCGAGCAGACCAAUCUCACCGCAAGGCACCGUGUCGUCUAUGACCUCUAAUCACCAUCAUUCGUCGAGUCAUGGUCGAAGUCCGAGUGUCUCUUCCGUUGGUGACAACAGACUGAGUCCUUCGGCACCUGCCCAGGAGCCUGAUCUUGACGAGCAGUUGCAGGUCAUUAUCAAACAUAUAUCUAGCGAGACUACUGGAGCCAUGCACAAGGAGGGGAUCACUGAGCUACAUCACUUCUUGAAAGCUUAUCCGCACAAGAAAGCGAAAGUGGACAAGAUGUUGGAGUCCACAGGGUCCGCUUUCCGCAAGUACAUCACCCGAGCGCUGGCUAGUCGAGCUGCUGAGGAUGAAGAACGCAAUGUUGCUGUGGCUAAUACAUUAUCCAAACUCGAAUCUAACCAUCGUGAGCGUGCCAUCAGUGGCUCUACAUAUUCACCCAGUAUAACCGACACGCGGGCCACCACUCCGACGUCUCCACGGUCGCCGCCGCGGACAAGCAUUUCUGAUAUGCCUGAUCCACAACAGGAGAAGUUGUCACGGCUGCAUGAUCUGUUCCAGUACCGUUCUAGCACGGUCAGCAACGGAUCCUCUCAUGGUCGCUCGACCCCUUCCGUUCUAACCUCACGGCUGCCGCCUCCUAGUUGAGGGCAAUCGUGAGUUGUAUGAUUGUUGUUGUACUUACAUGCAUCCGUUAAUUCUGUCCAUCACCUCAUCGGAGUCGGGACGUAGUAGGGUAUACCCAGUAGAACAUUAUAGUAUUGUGCAUCUAGCUUUCAAUGUAGCAUCCAGCCGUCCAAACGUAGUCAAUUGUUUUCCUUAU
Molecule: messenger RNA, 6948 nt
Organism: Somion occarium
Lineage: Eukaryota; Fungi; Basidiomycota; Agaricomycetes; Polyporales; Cerrenaceae
Source: the annotation of a GenBank genome assembly